GACAGAUAAACAUUGGUCGAGAUACUUGCAACGUGUUAUAUGUAAAACCUUUAGAGACAGAAUCAAACGCGAAGACGGAAGAGGGAUUUUGUUCUGGUGUGACGCAUCCUUAAUAAAUACGAUCUUUUCCGUGACGUGCGUUUUGCGCGAAACUCGACCUGGAAAGCUGUGGACUAGCUGGAAAUGAGUAAAAAAGAAAACGGGGCGUCCCUCAUCCUUGCCUACCUAAAUGAGAAGAACCGGCCCUACAGUGCUCAGGAUGUUUUCUGUAAUUUACAAAAGCAACAUGGGCUGGGCAAAACGGCAGUGGUCAAAGCCAUGGAGCUGCUGGCCCUGGAAGGCAAGAUAAAGGAGAAAACAUAUGGCAAGCAAAAGAUUUACUUUGCUGAUCAGGCUCAGUUCAAAGAUGUGAACGACGCAGACCUGAAGGCAAUGGACCAUCAAAUCUCAGAGCUCAGUGGAGAGGUGCAGUCCCUUACUCAGAGCUGCAGGCAACUAGAUGCAGAACUGAAAGAGCUCAACAGCUCACUUACAACAGAGGAAAUGGUGUCAGAGAUCCGGGACCUAAAAGCAGAGUGCUCUGGGUACGGAGCCCGCCUAGAAAAGAUAAAGUCGGCCACAAAUCACAUCACGCCAGAAGAGAAAGACAAGGUUUAUAAAGAGCGAGAUCUCUACGUUAAAGAGUGGAAAAAGAGGAAGAGGCUGGCUUCAGACAUGAUAAGUGCGAUCCUCGAGGGCUAUCCAAAGAGCAAAAAGGAAUUCCUGGAAGAAGUUGGGGUGGAGACUGAUGAGGACUGUAAAGCGGUUCUUCCAAGUACUUGAAGAAGAACGCACUUUUUCAGCCACCUCGUCACUGAGCUAAGGAAAUGGAUCACACAGGAGCAGUCUGAGCCUCGCAGAAUACUUUUAUUUAUGGCCUUUUUUUUUUUUUUUUUUUCUUCAAUAAAUAAUACAACUUUAAUGUUAAAUUGAAAAUCCAUUCAUAACUGAAAAUGUUUUUACAAAAACAGCUUUGUUUGUGAAACUAACAGGUCACAAUAUUUGACAGCACUGAGGGAUGCUCGUCACCUCAAAGGCAACAGUGGUUUGAAGUUUCCCUUUUUAAAGCCAUUUAACCGAUCCUGAGCUUCACAAUGAAAAUAUUGAUUUCUUUAAAAUCUAUACAUUCUGUUCUUGUUCAAAUCCAUCUUUGUCAUUUUCUGCAAGCAUAAAUUAACUGUUUGUUUUUGUGUGUGUGUUUUAUCUUUAUGAGCUUCAGGUUAUAUACUUGUCAUAUUUUCUUUUUUAAAAUAAUAAGUUGCACUGUUCUCUGCUUAUUAAAAUGUUCAUGACCAUAAAUUCUGAUGCUGAAGCUCA
This is a messenger RNA of Archocentrus centrarchus (flier cichlid), 1356 nucleotides long. It is a transcript of the gene psmc3ip, whose product is annotated as PSMC3 interacting protein. Gene Ontology annotation, cellular component: condensed nuclear chromosome; DNA recombinase auxiliary factor complex. Gene Ontology annotation, biological process: meiotic strand invasion involved in reciprocal meiotic recombination; homologous chromosome pairing at meiosis; meiotic joint molecule formation. Gene Ontology annotation, molecular function: double-stranded DNA binding; recombinase activator activity. Bases 184 to 822 code for a protein of 212 amino acids. The transcript is spliced from 9 exons. Lineage: Eukaryota; Metazoa; Chordata; Actinopteri; Cichliformes; Cichlidae. The record is from RefSeq and is a predicted model, not a curated record.